This is a messenger RNA of Nothobranchius furzeri (turquoise killifish), 4841 nucleotides long. RefSeq lists its product as uncharacterized. The record is from RefSeq and is a predicted model, not a curated record. NCBI's taxonomy places the organism in Eukaryota, Metazoa, Chordata, Actinopteri, Cyprinodontiformes, Nothobranchiidae.
GAGGUCCUGUGUUCUUUAAACGAAAGCAGCUUAACUCCUCGUGUCAUCUGGAAGACGACUCGCCUCUCGUCCAAGAGGAUUCUCCAGUUCUGAAGCACUGGGUGGGAGAAGCAGGCUUGUAAUCAGAAACAAUUACACUGACUGGGGAAUUGAGGUCACCAAUGAUGUCACUGAUGAGGCCAUUAAGGUCAUACGCAUCUCUGGCCCAACCCUCGUAGAAGGAGUUUAGUGUAGGUUAGAUUAUGGAUGACUGAGAAACUUCUCCAACAUAUUUAGAGACAUUCCCGCAGCAUUUUGUAUUUUUAGUCCUGCUUAUUAAAGCUUCAAAGUUCUACUUGACCUUAUUUCAUCAUAAACAAGGGCAUUCACAACAAGAGCUGAACUUAGCUGGCUUCCUGGGUCUAAUUUAUUAAAGUCUAAAACUUCUGUUCUGAUAUCAAAGGUUAUGUUAAGGAAGACUGUUUUCUUGUAUUAGGUAAAUGUUUAAAUAUACAAUUGUAAUUCCCUGGUGCCACCUUAAAAACCUGCAGUUGGUAACAGGACAUGAUGUCAUCAGUAAAUAGGAAGUAAGUCUGUGAAUUAAGGAGAAGGCAUGUGCAGCAUGGUGACCUUAGCCAGAUAAAUCCAGUGGCAUCCACAUACAUCCUAUGUCUUUGGUAGCAUUGUGGUUUCACCUUUCCCUGUGUCAAUAAACCUGUGAACCGGGAAUCGUUUCGUCAGAGACUUGAUGUGGGGAAGGAGUUUAGCUGACUGCCCAUCCCUAGCAGAGGCAGUACAGUGAAACCACACUUCCUAGCGGGCAAGAUAACGUGGAAACACCGACAGAUGGUAAGGAGACCAUCAUCUCAAGCAACUAAUGGACAAUUAACACAUCUAAGCAGAGAUUCGCUAAGAAAUUGUUCAGUCCAAGUCAGAAGAAACAACCAUGUCAAAAACGAACUCGCACACUCCUUCUGCGCACUCCAGUGCAUCAUCUAAUGGGUCUGCGGCAGCCAAGGCACGAGCACGCGCAGAAGCAGCAAAGGCUCGUCUUUCUUAUGCUGAGGAGGAAAUAAACCUAAAACUAGAAAAGGCUAAAUUGGAAGCCUCACUGAAAAUGCUAGAAUAUAAGAAAGAAACUGCUGCAGCCAUUGCGGAGGCAGAAGCGCUGGAAGCUGCAGCUGAUAUCAAUAGUGAAAGACGUAGUUGUGACCUUGUACUAGAUUCCGACCCUCUAGAAACAGAGGGACACAACAGUAUGUUGUGGACCAAAGCAAAGUAUCAGAGACAGAGCAUCAGCGGCAUGAAAAUGUUACUCCAAUAAAAACAGAGUCAUUCUCCAGCUCACAUGGAGUUCAGAUCUGUAAAGAAGAAGAUUUUCACGAGUCACGACGAGUAAGAUUUGAACAUAGUUCUGCUACUCCAACCCAGAAUCUCAGAUCUCAAAAUGACUAUAGGGGUGCAUUUUCCUCAGACUAUCCCAUUUCUCCUAACGCCAACUAUAGCAACCCCAACCCAAAUGAUUUUGUGAGAUAUCUUGCACGCCGUGAACUUGUGUCUACAGGCUUACUUCAAUUUAAUGACAAGCCACAUAAUUACAGAGCCUGGAAACGCUCAUUUCUUUCUGCAACCAGUGGCUUAGAUUUGACUGCGAGUGAAGAGAUGGAUCUUCUCUUAAAGUGGCUUGGUAAGGAGUCAAAAGAACACGCAGAGCAGAUCAGAGCAAUUCAUGUUAAUCAUCCAGGAGCUGGGCUGGAUAUGAUAUGGGAAAGACUCGAUAGAACCUAUGGCUCAACAGAGGCAAUAGAGGAUUCUCUCUUUAAGUGCAUUGACACGUUUCCAAAGUUAGGAAACCGAGACUAUGCUAAGUUAACAAAGUUGAGUGAUCUUCUGAUGGAACUUCUUUCGGCUAAGGAUGAAGGAGACCUACCUGGACUUUCAUUCCUUGACACAGCAAGAGGUGUUAACCCAAUCGUGCAGAAGCUCCCCUUUCAUCUGCAAGAAAAGUGGGCUUCAGCUGGUGCAUCGUACAAACGGCGAGAGCAUGUGCCAUAUCCGCCCUUUACCUUUUUUGUAGAGUUUGUUAGCCAGGAGGCUAGCACUGCCAACGAUCCAAGCUUCAACUUCAUCACUCAGACAGACAUCAGCCACAGAACUGAGAAGUUAGCGUGGCAGCCAAACAAGCAUAGAGAAAUCUCAGUUUUUAAAAUGGACGUAUCCUCCAGAGCUAGUUCUGAUUUUAGUAAAUUCUCAUCAAAGCUUGAUGAUUGUGAUAAAGUAUGCCCCAUUCAUGGGAAACCACACCCAUUACGCAAAUGUCGUGCAUUCAGAGAAAAAUCGAUUGAAGAGCGCAAGAUGUUCUUGAAGGAACACAAUUUGUGUUUCAGAUGCUGCGCAGCAUCAUCGCACCUUGCUAGGGAUUGCAAGGUCAAAGUGCAGUGUUCCGUGUGCAAGAGUGAAAGGCACGACACAGCUCUGCAUCCGGGGCCUGCACCUUGGAUAGAAGUGAAGGACCCUGCUCCAGACCAUGGCGGGGAGGAAGUUGAAACUCUGCCUCAAUCGGACAUCACCGCCAAAUGCACGAAGGUUUGCAGGGGAGAUAUGAUGGACCGAUCCUGUUCCAAAAUAUGCCUCGUGAAGGUAUAUCCAGCUGGGAAAAGAGAAAAAGCAGUAAAGCUGUAUGCAAUUUUGGAUGAGCAAAGCAACAGGUCGUUAGUUCGCUCACAAUUUUUUGAAGUGUUUGGUGACAGAAGCCCAAGUGCGCCGUACAUACUGAGAACAUGUGAAGGAGUAAAAGAAUCAUCAGGAAGGAGGGCAAGUGGAUAUGAGGUGGAAUCUCUUGAUGGGACAGUCCGUAUUCCAUUACCCAGUCUCACAGAAUGCAAGGAAAUCCCCAACAAUAGGGAUGAGAUUCCAACCCCUGAUAUCGCUCUUCAUCAUGCACAUUUAAAGUCACUGGCACACCUCAUCCCAGAUCUGGACCCAAAUGCCCAGAUCAUGCUUCUCUUAGGGCGGGACGUUAUCAGAGUACAUAAAGUCCGCAAGCAGGUGAAUGGUUCACACAACCAGCCCUAUGCUCAGAAGUUAGAUCUGGGAUGGGUUGUUGUGGGCAAUGUGUGUCUCGGCAGUGUCCAUAGGCCAUCAGCAAUCAGCUCCUUCUACACAAAUACCACAGAGCUGCGGAGGCCAUCUAUCUUUAACCCGUGCCCCAAUGUGUUUUGUGUUAAAGAAAGGUACAGCGUCACCCAGGUUGCAAACCAUCUUGCAACAUGUUCUGAACAAGAGUCCACCUGUGAUGUUGACCAUCUUGGAUGCAAUGUGUUCAAAAGGACCAAAGAGGAUAACCAAGUUGCUCCUUCAAUUCAGGACGCUUCAUUCAUGAAUAUAAUGAAGGAUGGACUACAGAAAGACACAAAUAACAGCUGGGUAGCCCCAUUACCCUUCAAGAGCCCACGUCAGCAGCUUCCUAACAACAGGCCUCAGGCACUGAAGCGUCUCAAGUCUCUCAUUCACAACUUUGAGAGGAAGCCUGAAAUGAAGGAACACUUCCUUAGCUUCAUGGAACAGAUGUUCAAAAAUGGUCAUGCAGAGUUGGCUCCUCCGUUGGGUGAGGAGGAAGAGCGAUGGUAUUUACCAACAUUCGGUGUGUACCAUCCCAAGAAACCAAAGAAGAUCAGAAUAGUUUUUGACUCCAGUGCUCGAUUCAAUGGUGUGUCACUCAACGAUGUGCUGUUGACGGGGCCUGACCUGAACAACACACUGCUGGGUGUAUUGAUUCGCUUUAGAAAGGAAGCUGUUGCAUUCUCAGCAGACAUAGAACAAAUGUUCUACUCUUUCUUGGUCAGAGAAGAGGACAGAAACUUCUUGAGGUUUCUAUGGUUCCGUGAUAACGACCUCUCCAAAGACAUCGUGGACUACCGCAUGACAGUCCACGUGUUUGGGAAUAGCCCCUCGCCUGCGGUGGCUAUUUACGGCCUGCAUCAAUCCGUUCAGGUCAGUGAGUUCCAGGUUGACCCUGAUGUAAAGCAUUUUGUGAUGCGAGACUUUUAUGUAGAUGAUGGGUUGAAGUCUCUGCCUACAGUCGAAGCAGCAAUCGACUUGUUAAAGAAGACACAGGAUGUCCUCUCCAGAUCUAACCUGAGGUUGCAUAAGAUUGCAGCAAACAAGACGGAGGUCAUGAGAGCCUUUCCUUCAAGAGACUAUGCAAGUGACCUUAAAGAUCUUGACCUCGAUGCAGACACAGUGCCGAUGCAACGCAGUCUCGGGCUCAACUGGAACCUUCAAACAGAUUGCUUUGUCUUCAGUGUCUCUCAGGAGACAAAACCUUAUACCCGCCGGGGAGUCUUAUCUAUCAUUAACAGUCUCUAUGAUCCUCUUGGGUUUGUAGCACCAGUUUUAAUACAAGGCAAGACCAUUCUACGAGAGCUCACUGCUGAGAAUUGUGACUGGGAUGCGCCAUUACCUCGAGACAAAGAGGAAGCUUGGACCUCGUGGAGAGCUUCACUGACAGAGUUGUCAAGUCUGAUGAUACCCAGACCCUACACUGAAACUUCACCAUCGACAGCUGUCAACAGAGAAUUGUGUGUUUUCUCUGAUGCUUCAACAAAAGCUAUUGCUGCAGUAGCAUAUCUUAGAGUCACAAACACUGCUGGAAACCAUCAUGUGGGGUUUGUCAUGGGAAAGGCCAAGCUGGCUCCUCGUCCAGAGCACACAAUCCCGAGAUUGGAGCUCUGUGCAGCAGUACUGGCUGUUGAGUUGUCAGACCUGAUCUCAGCAGAACUUGAUCUUCAGCUUAAUGCUGUGACUUAUUACACAGAUAGCAAGGUGGUUCUGGGCUACAUUUGCAAUGAGACUAGGUGAUU